Messenger RNA from Hyposmocoma kahamanoa, 1758 nucleotides. Its product is annotated as inactive peptidyl-prolyl cis-trans isomerase shutdown-like. The record is from RefSeq and is a predicted model, not a curated record. Bases 76 to 1446 code for a protein of 456 amino acids. Gene Ontology annotation, molecular function: protein binding; peptidyl-prolyl cis-trans isomerase activity. The transcript has 6 exons. NCBI's taxonomy places the organism in Eukaryota, Metazoa, Arthropoda, Insecta, Lepidoptera, Cosmopterigidae.
GCUGUAUUAUGCAGGCAGUAAAUAAUUGAAAUUUCCUUCUUAAGUCUUGAAAUUCCAAAAGAAGUAGUAAUCAUAAUGGAAGACGUUUUCAAGGAUCCCACUACUUUAUCCAAAGGUGUCGAACUAAAAGACCUGAUGUCAGGAUCAGAGUUCGAAAUUGACAUGGACUUCAAGAAGAAACCACGAGGCAUUCUUGUCAAUGGAGAUGAUGAUUUGUUUCCAGGUUUGGAAGAUGACGAUGACAGUGAUACGGAAGACUUUCUCAAAAUUAUAGAAGAAUCGACAGAAAAAAAACUGCUAUCGUCUCCGGAGUACCUGUCUUUCGAGGAGUUGACUACCAAAAUGGUGGACGUCAUACCGAGCGGAGAGGUCAAAAUGAGCAUUGUGGAAGAAGGUGACGGUCCAUUGGUACCAGUAGAUGCUCAAGUCACGCUCCAUUAUGCGGCAUACUGGGAAAAGGCCAAAAUUCCCUUCGACUCUACACUCACUAUGAACUGUGGGGAGCCGUUUUGUCUUCGCCUGGGCUCAGGCCGAUUUCUCCCCGGCCUUGAAAUAGGCUUGACAGCCAUCCGCGGGCCCACCGCCCGAUUCCACCUGCUCCUACAACCUGCGAUGGCCUGGGGCAAGCUUGGAGUCCCACCAAGGAUCAAACCUGAGCCAGUAUUGUUUGUCAUCGUGCUGUAUGGUGUCACUGAUCAGUAUGCUGUAAGCAGAUUCAACGACCUACCUUCACAGGAGCAAUCAAAGUUCGAAGUGACAAUUCGCACAGUAAAUUCCCUCCGCACGAAUGCGAAAGACUUAUUCCAAAGACAUAAAUAUAUGAAAUGCAUUAAAGAUUACCAACAAUCAAUAAAUAUUUUAAACGUGUCACGCCCAGAAACCGAAUUUGAAAUUUCUGAAAUUAAAAGAUUAAAAAUAUCUUCUCUCCUAAACUUGGCUGUAUGUUAUUCGAAACUGAAUAAAGCAAAACAUGUCAUACAGAUGUUAGAAAAUUUAGACUACUUAAUAGAUGUUGACAGUCAUUGCAAAGCGUUGUUUUAUUACGGUAAAGCUAAUGAAAUUUUAGGUAAAACUGAAUUAGCUGUACAAUAUUACCAAAAAGCUUUAAAAUUGGAACCAAAAAAUAAAGAUAUAGGUAAGGCUUUGGAGAAACUCGAUUUAUACAUUAAAAAGUCGUCUAAAAAAGAAAAAGAAAUGUGGCUGAAUGUUUUUAAAUCGGAGUCAAAAGAGAAUUUUAACGUCGAUGAUGAUUUUCAAAAUGGCGUCAGAGAAUUGUUUAAAGAUUUGGCGGGAAAUAAGGAGUAUGCGAAAUUUGAUUUGCCGCCAGGCUUAAAGAGUGACGAAGUUGAGUUUGUAAAGCAUUUGGCUAAGGAUUUUGAGGGGUUGAUUGUACAUGAAGAGGGUGAGGGAAGGAAGAGAAAAGUUACUAUUGUUAAACAAUUGUAAGGCAUUUCUCAGAACUUUCGGCAGUUGUUUAUAUGUCAUUCUCCAUAAUCUUACAAAGUGGAGGUCUACACUUUCGGUACAUUAGCUUUAAUAUCUAAUAGCCAGCACUAAUCUCCAACAACCAUAAGAAUGCAGAUUUUUGGCAAACUGAUCGAAGCGCAUCGAGCGAAGCUUUCUUGGUAUUAUAGCAUAGGAUGUAGCUCAGGUAGCGUAGCGAGAGAUACUUUUAGAUAUAAACUGGGAUUAAUCUUCAUAAAUAAAUAUUUAUUACGUAUUUUACAUGUUGAUUUUUGGAAGCUUCUUUUUGAAUUC